This is a messenger RNA of Enterobius vermicularis (human pinworm), 1218 nucleotides long. Lineage: Eukaryota; Metazoa; Nematoda; Chromadorea; Rhabditida; Oxyuridae. The record is from the annotation of a GenBank genome assembly.
AUGAAAAUUUUUUGGCGGACGUUUCAGGUUGAGAAAAUUGUUGGUUACCGAGUACAAGAUGGCAAAGAACUAUAUAGAGUUCGUUGGGCUGGAUUUAAUGAGGAAGAUGAUACUUGGGAACCCUAUGAAAACCUUAAUGAUGCAUGCCGUUUAAUGAUAAAAGAUAUGUUUGGUCGUUUUCCUGAUGAUCUGAAGUUGGACAGCUGUAAACAGUUUAUUCCUAGCAUAAAAUUGCGCGCACUAUUGUGGUCAAAUCAGAUGAAUUUCAAGGGUUUGCCGAGUAAAAAUAUUGAGUACACUGACCCGGACUACAUUGGGAAUAAUCAGACGGUCGUAACCAGGGGUAGGUCCAGCUGUGCUAGAAAAUCACUAGCAAAGACUAAGAAGUCAUCCAGUGUUAAACGUGGCGAGGUUGUUGGGAAAACUGAGGGGAAAGCUGGUAAAGUUGGAAGUGUCAAAAGAAAGCAACGGCUACAAACGGAAAAGUUGCGACGGUGCAUCAGGAGCCACGUAAAAAUUGCCAAUGGGAAGAUUGAACCAUGUCAAAUCUGUGAUCGCUUUCCGAAGCAAAAGUGUUUCUCAGUCUUAAAGUCUGAAGGUAAAGCGAAGCCCCUGAGGGAUAUUCAUGGGCAUAGUGUGACAGAGAGUCGUGGUGAAGAACUUCAUCCUCAAAGUGAGCCUUUGGAAAAAACAGUCUUAGAGGUGAUUGAAACUCAAGACGAAGGGCCUCCAAACCAGAGUGCUGAGCCGGAAAUCGCUGUCGGGAGGAAUAGUUCUGCGUCGAAAAAAAGUGCUGAAGAAAGUGAAAGGAGAAGGAUGAACGAGGGUGACAGCAGUAAUUCAGUAGUAGAUGACCGCUCGAAAAUGGAAGACGAGUUCAUACCUGAUGGUUACGCUAAACUCCCUGUAAACAAAAUUGUUGGUCUGAAGCUUGAAGAAUUAGAGAUGGCUAUAUUCAUGAGUAAAGAAUCUGUUUACGCCGCUGAGUUGACAAAUUUUCAAGUAACCGGAAUUGUUUAUGAUUUUCGGUCAGCUGCUUUGCAAGGAAAUGUUGUUGCUGUUAAAAACUGCCUUCGACAACUUCAAAACAACCCCAUAUUUCCUAUUGACAAAAAAUUUUGCGGAAAAACUCUUAUCUGCGAAAUGAAAUGUGAUAGUACACAUUCUUUCGAUGAUAUCUUGCAAGAAUUAGUACGUGCAGGUGCUCGUUUAGAUAUA